Messenger RNA from Rotaria sp. Silwood1, 1668 nucleotides. The record is from the annotation of a GenBank genome assembly. Lineage: Eukaryota; Metazoa; Rotifera; Eurotatoria; Philodinida; Philodinidae.
AUGUCCAAUAAGGUACCUAAUCUCAGUCUAUCUAAUGGUUUAGCAUUCUAUGAAGUACCGAAUUGUUUGAAAAUCUUGACUGAAUUAGAAGAAAGAUUAAUAUCACCAAGAAUUCCUUUUAUGGUUAUUCGAAGUUUAGGUUCUUGUAAACAAUUCGGUCUCAAGGGUAACCUUGUAAAUGUUCCCAUAAAUGUUGAUACGAAUGUUCCAGUAUUGCCUAGAAGUUUCAGUGAUACUCACACGACUCAAUUGAAACUCAUGAGACAAAUGAAAAAUAAUAAUGCUUUUAUGUAUGAAACAAUUCGACCAAAAGUUGUGCAUACUGCUGUAAAAUAUUUGGUUGAGCAAGAACUGUAUAAGGAUGAAGGCAUUGUGAUAUCUCAUGAUUGGCUGAAAGAAUAUUCUAACGAGAGAGAGAAUUUUAUCAUCGAUGAUGAAGAUAAGAAAUUCGAUGAAAAUGAAAACAUCAGCAAAGAUUUUGAUGACGAGGAGAAAUGGAAUGAAUGUGACGAUAAACCAGUCAAUCCAAGUACUACUGAAACGUUAUUAAAUGACGAGAUUGGUGAUCAGAAUGAUAUUGGUAUCAAAUUUGCUCCAGGAGAGAAUAACAGACCGAUAUCGAUUCUAAUGGAUUUAAAAGUCGAUGAAUUAACAUUUCCGAAAAUUUAUUGUGGCAAGCAAAGAAAAAUCAAAGCGAAUGUUAAAUUAACUUAUGCUAAGAUUGCCAAAUCUGAAUAUGUUCAUCGUGAAGCUAAUGAAUUCGAAAAAGCUUUUGAAGAGCAAACAGAAAGAGGAAAUGACGAUGAUAUUGAUGAUACAAAUAUUGAAUAUGAUCAAGAUAAAAAUGAAUUUCUUAUUUAUGAAACAGGAAAUAAUGAAGGCGAUAUCUUUGUUGAAAUGGGAAUAAAUACUCCAACUGGAAAAGUCGAACAUUUUAAUGUUCCCAAAAUGAUACCAGAUGCUGAUUAUCAGCGAUUGAUGAGAAGUCUCAAUAGCAGUCAAAAGAAAUACACUUUAAAUGUGAUGAAUUUGAUUAAAGACGGUGAUAAGCAAUUUUUCCAUUUCAUUAAUGGAGGUGCAGGUGUUGGCAAAAGUACUUUGAUCAAAGCAGUAUACCAGUUGAUAUUAAGAUUUUACAAUUCUAUUCCAGGAUCUAAUUCAGAAACUAUUCGUGUCGCAAUAUGCGCGCCAACUGGCAAAGCAGCAGCAUUAAUUGACGAAAUGACUUUGCAUUCAUUUCUAAGUUUACCAGUUAAUCAAUACAAACAUAAACUUGUUAAACUAGACAGCGAUGUUUCAAAUAGAAUUGGAGUAAAAUUGAAAGACUUGCAAUUACUAAUAAUAGACGAAAUAUCAAUGGUUGGUUUUACAAUGUUUCAGCAGGUCGAUGCUCGCCUGCAGCAAAUAAUGAAGUCAAAAGAACCAUUUGGUGGAAUAUCCGUUACAGUUUUGGGCGAUUUCAAUCAAUUAAGGCCAGUUGGCGAUAAAUAUAUAUUUCAAUUUAACAAUUCAUAUAAUGCUUUAGUGGAUAAUCCAUUAUGGUCACUUUUUGAAUUGUUCGAAUUGACAGAAAUAAUGAGACAAAAGGGCGUGGCCGCGCGUUACGGAAUUUCAUUUUUUCAUAUUGUGACACCUGUAGCUUCUCAAAAAUCAAGGCAAACUUGCUAA